AUAAAAUAGCUUACUCAUACGAUGUGCCAGCUUGUAAUAAGAGCAUCAGCAUUUCAUAAAAACUGGCGUUAAUCGGUUAAAUAUUUUCUAUGUUUCAUGCAGUUUCAUGAGCAGGGACGCUGGACAAAUGAAUGUCUAUGUAAGUCCUUAAACUUUCGGCAAGCAUGUGACCUGAAGCUGGUCUAUAAUUGGUUUCUUAAAGAUUCACCUCCUGGCGAAUCAGAAUUGGAUACAUGUUAUUUUAUGCAAUCUGAUUGAUUCUCGACACCUGUCAUUCAACUUUACGCUCUUGACCACUACUCACGCAGGCGCGUCACUGCGCCAAAACCUUGCAAGCUGACAAUCACACAAAUCACUUUCGUAGAGAUAAUGGCAGCAGUUAAACCAAAUUUUGCCACUGAUUUACAAAAAAAAAUAAAAAAUGUACAAGACGUUAAGAGGAUAGAGGACUGGACCAACCCGAUUUACAAAUCCAGCAGCAGGCCAGUGACCGAGGAUGAAGCUACCCCCGGGGCUUCACCAUGGGCUUCACCGCUCUUGUUAUGCGAAAGAUAGAUAGAGCUCAGAUAACCCGCGGGUUGGUGGAUUUUGUUGCCUCUCUUGAUGGAGCUUUGAAUGAGCACCUUGACAGCACCACUGUAUUCAAGGGAACGUCAAAAACUAUACAGAACGAGCUUCUGGACUGUAUGUUGUCUGCUACAAGAGAAAAAAAUAAUCACCGAAGUCCAGACAAGUGAAGUGAAGACGGAGCUCAGUCUCCUCUACAGCAAGGAAGAGUUCAAAGCCUGCCGUGGUGCUGUGGAGCUAGUCCAGCUGUUUAUGGAAAAUAAUCUUGAAGAAGUCUUUUCCAAAACUGUCACUCUCAUGAAAGUUGUCAUAACCACACCCAUGACCACAGCUGGAGCUGAGAGGUGCUUCUCAACCUUGAAAAGAAUAAAAACUUUUCUCAGAAACACCAUGACCCAGGAGAGGCUGAAUGCACUGGCCAUGCUGUCCAUGGAAAAGAGACUUGUUACUGAGAAAUUUGCUGGCCAGAAGGAAAGGAGAGCAAAAUGUAUGUUCAAGUAGUUAACCUGCUUUUUGGUAGUGGCUGGGAGGAUAUAGUUAAAAAGAACUCAGUCAGAGUCACUAUCUUCUUAUGUUUGUAACUUGAAUCUUGUAUCGUAUUGUCUCGCUCUUCUUAAAUACAUAGUUGUUUAAAUAAAGUAGUGCUGGUUGUUUUACCCAGUUUCAAAUUACUGUUUUGUAUAUGUAUCACCAGCCGCCACUGUCUGCAGCUGUGAUCUCCCCCACUGGACUUGAAAGCGGAAGUCUUUCUUGAACAAAUAGUAGUUCCCAUUAUCUUUCACAUCUUAUAAGCCAGAUCACCCACAGAGGAACUAAUUUCUUUUCAGAAGACAGAAUGAAUAAAUCCUCCUGUACUCGCGUCAGCUUUGACUUUGAACACAGAUUCUUGCCUCCUGUUUUCAUCUUAGUCUUCAUCAUUGGUCUGCUAGCUAAUGGAUGGGGAUUGAAGUCUUUGCUGCAGAAUUGGAAGAAACUGGGUAUCGUUAAUGUGUUUGUUCUCAAUCUUGGACUUGCUGAUAUUCUGUACCUGCUCACACUCCCCUUUUUGGUGGUGUACUAUUUUAUGAAGAGCAAGUGGAUCUUUGGAGACACAUUCUGCAAGAUAACAAGAUUCUGCUUCAACCUGAAUUUAUAUGGCAGCAUCGGGUUCCUUACAUGUAUAAGUGUGUACAGGUACCUGGCUAUUGUCCAUCUAGUGAAAGUGAUGGGAAGAUUAACUCUGACUCACUCUGUGGGGAUCUCAGUCAUGGUUUGGUUCUUGGUGAGCAUUCAAAGUCUUCCGGACAUGUUCUACAGCAAAACAUUUGGAAACAAGCCUGGGAAAUGUUAUGAUACUACCCAUAAGAUAUAUGUGGAUGAUUACCUGAAAUACAGCCUUGGAUGGACAUUCACUGGGUUUUGUAUCCCAUUGCUCAUCACAUUGGGCUGCUAUGGACAUGUGAUUGUCGUUCUCUGCCGCACAAAUGCCACUCACAAGGUACUGAAACAGAGAAGCUUGAAGUUGUUGUUCAUCGUGAUUCUUCUCUUCUCUGUUUGUUACAUCCCCUAUCAUGUACUGAAGAACCUCAACCUCUGGUCAAGAGUUCUGCAAAAACAGAAGAUAUGCCGUGAAUGGUCUAAUGGAGUCUACAUUGCUCAUCAGAUAAGUCGUGGCUUUGUGUGUCUGAACAGUGCUCUCAACCCUCUGGUUUACCUCCAUGGAAAUGAAGAUAUUCCUGCUCAGCUCAGACAGCUGCUCCAGCAAGUUCGUCGGAUGUCCAGCCGGUUGUUUCGGUCAAACUCCGGCUCUGUGCCUGUGGCUGAAACUGCAGAUGAAGUUCAACAAGAGUUAGGAUUUUAACAUGAACUGUUAUAGUAAUAAAUCUAUAGCUAUCAUCACAACUAGUAGUGUGAAUUGAUUAUAGAAGUGUUGAAAUUAAUCAAAUAAUCGAUUCAUCGAAUCGUGGACAUGG
Perca fluviatilis (European perch) is the source of this 2519-nucleotide messenger RNA. RefSeq names its product P2Y purinoceptor 1-like. The coding region runs from base 1403 to 2407 and encodes 334 amino acids. The transcript has a single exon. Gene Ontology annotation, cellular component: membrane. Gene Ontology annotation, biological process: G protein-coupled receptor signaling pathway. The record is from RefSeq and is a predicted model, not a curated record. Lineage: Eukaryota; Metazoa; Chordata; Actinopteri; Perciformes; Percidae. Gene Ontology annotation, molecular function: neuropeptide receptor activity.